Molecule: messenger RNA, 1575 nt
Organism: Talaromyces marneffei
Lineage: Eukaryota; Fungi; Ascomycota; Eurotiomycetes; Eurotiales; Trichocomaceae
Exons: 6
Coding region: 1-1575 (524 amino acids)
Biological process (GO): transmembrane transport
Molecular function (GO): transmembrane transporter activity
Source: RefSeq, a predicted model, not a curated record
AUGGAUGAUACUACGAACAAACGAUUUCCAGAGCUCUCAGAGCUGUCUGGAAGAUACAACGAUGAAUCUCAAAGAGACAUUCAAAACAUCCAAGACCGAGAUCAGGGAUAUGCCUCUCCCGCCUACGAAAAAGUCGUUUACCCGAGCGCUCUGAAAGCGAGCAUCAUCGUUUCUGGCUUUUCUCGCUUCCUUCCUUGUUGCCCUCGACCAGACCAUUAUCAGCACAGCUAUUCCAAAAAUCACGGACCAGUUCCACCCACGUUUGGUCGCAUUUAUAAGAUUUUCAACAUCAAAUGGUCCUUUCUAGCGGCAAUCGUCGUCUUUGAGGCGGGAUCGUUGAUCUGCGCUGUUGCACCCAACAGUCCUACCCUCUUUGGCGGUAGAGCCGUCGCUGGAUGCGGAGUUGCAGGCAUCUUCUCCGGUGCUCUGGUUAUAAUAUCUCGUACUGUGGCUUUGCGCAAACGACCUAUGGUGCUCGGGCUUUUUGGUGCUAUUUGGGGUAUUGCGUCUGUCGCUGGCCCAUUGCUUGGUGGCGCUUUCACAGACAGUGUAACUUGGCGAUGGUGUUUCUAUAUCAAUUUGCCCAUCGGUGGGCUCUCAAUCGGAAUAAUCGCCCUGAUCCUUCAUAUUCCACCACAAGCAGACGAUAAUAGCAAUCAAACCAAGCUACAAAAAGUUUUGGAUCUCGAUCUGAUUGGGUUCGGUUUACUCUUGUCGGCUGUUGUGUGUCUGUUGCUUGCCCUUCAAUGGGGCGGUAACACCUAUGCAUGGAAAAGUUCACGCAUCAUCGGUCUCAUUGUUGGCGCCGUCCUAAUUGCGUGUAUCUUUGCGUUUUCUCAAUGGAGACUCGGUGACAAAGCAACCCUUCCACCUCGUAUUCUCAAGAUUCGAACAAUCUGGGCAUGUUGUUUGUUUAUCGUGACAUUCAACGGAGCAUUUUUGCUUCUCAUGUACUACUUGCCUAUCUACUUUCAGUCUGUGAAGGGCGACUCUGCAACAAGGUCUGGUAUUGAUCUACUCCCUAUCUUGUUGGGUGUCGUCGUGUUCUCGAUCUUGAGCGCGGUGGUCUCAUUACCACCUUCGGAUUUUACGGCCCUUUUAUCAUUAGCAGCUCUAUCGUCUUUGCCAUCGGUUGCGGUCUUCUCACAACCUUCACCACUUCAUCAAGAAGUGAUUCCAAUGACGGCCAUGCAGACCGUGUUGGGUCAGGCAGAUAUUCCUUUCGGAUCGGCGAUAAUUAUGUUCUUCCAGAGUCUUGGUGGAGCAAUUUUCAUCUCCGUUGGUCAAUCUGUCUUCCAGAACGUAUUGAAGUCCUACCUCACGGCUCACGCCCCGGAUAUUGAUCCAGCGGUCAUUAUUAGUGCGGGUGCGACAGAAGUUGAAUCCGCUCUUCAAAAACUCGGAAAGCUCGACGAACUUCCUAUCGUUAAAGAAGCGUACAUGUCCGGGCUCGUAAACUCCUACAGAGCUGCUUUGGCGCUGGCUUGCCUUGGCUUUGUGGCUGGUCUAUUCGUUGAGUGGAGGAAAGUCAAGAAAGAGAACGAAGGUGGUGAACCCGCCAUUGCACUUGGCUAA